Molecule: messenger RNA, 1146 nt
Organism: Arabis nemorensis
Lineage: Eukaryota; Viridiplantae; Streptophyta; Magnoliopsida; Brassicales; Brassicaceae
Source: the annotation of a GenBank genome assembly
AUGGAGUCUCCACAAUCUGUGACAUCGAAUUCCAAUGGUGUCUCUUUGAAUGGCACAAAGAAACCUGUUGUGCCCUCUGAUUCAGACAGUUACAUCGGUGCGCUUGAGGUUUUUGUUCAUCAAGCUAGGGACAUUCACAACAUCUGCAUCUAUCAUAAGCAAGAUGUGUAUGCUAAGCUUUGUCUCACAAGCGAUCCAGAGAGCUCAUUGUCAACCAAGAUCAUCAAUGGUGGAGGGAGAAACCCUGUCUUUGACGAUACCCUUCAGUUCGAUGUGAAGAAUGUGGAUUGUUCGCUAAAGUGCGAGAUAUAUAUGAUGAGCCGAGUGAAGAAUUAUCUCGAGGAUCAGUUACUUGGAUUCACUCUUGUACCUUUGUCUGAAGUGGUUAUGAGGAAUGGGAAAUUGGAGAAAGAGUUUUCUCUUUCGUCAACCGAUUUGUAUCACUCUCCCGCAGGUUUUGUUGACUUGACUCUCUCGUACGCAGGAGAUUCGCCCGAGGUGAUGCAUAUUCCUGCUGUUCCAACUGUGGACAAGACUGAGUUGGUUCCUUUCGAGUUUGAUGAGAUUGAGUUUGUGGAUCCCAAGAUUGUCUGUGAAAACAAUCAAAUGGUGUCCAAGUACUUUGCCACUCCUGGUUCUGAUUCUGAUGAAUUUGUAAGCGCUGAAACCGGCUUUGUGGAAACAAAUAGCGACCAAUCUAAAGCUGUUGACGCUGUUGAAGAAGCAGCUCCAACAAGUACUGUCUCAACAAAUGGAAUCUCUUCUCCAUCAAUUGCAGUUAGCUCGGGUUCCUCGGACACUCAUGAUGAUUCAAAGCUAUCAAGCGAAGGAAACAACUCAGGUUCAGACCGAGAAGCCAAAAAGCCAACAGAUAUCAUCAAGAAUGACGAUAUAGAUAAGACGGAUGAUGAAGCAGUUGUGAAACCGGUUCUGACAGUGAACCCUGAAGCAGAGCAAAAGGUAGUGCAGCAAGAUAUUGUUGACAUGUACACGAAAAGCUUGCAGCAAUUCACUGAAUCACUGGCUAAGAUGAAACUCCCUUUGGACAUCGAUAGCCCGACACAAUCAGAUAACUCAAGCUCCUCUCAGCAGACACCAAAGAGUGCAAGCUCCCGUGUUUUCUAUGGGAGUAGAGCCUUCUUCUGA